Molecule: messenger RNA, 501 nt
Organism: Diaporthe amygdali
Lineage: Eukaryota; Fungi; Ascomycota; Sordariomycetes; Diaporthales; Diaporthaceae
Exons: 1
Coding region: 1-501 (166 amino acids)
Source: RefSeq, a predicted model, not a curated record
AUGAGCGGCAAAAUCGAUCUCAAAGACCUGCCCGAAGUCUAUUGCGAGGCCUGGGCCUCGAAGGACCCAUCGAAUCUCCUUGCCCUCUUCUCCCAGGACUCUUUCAUGACAGACCAUGGGGCGCAGAUCCAUGUUCCCUUUCCCUUCUUAGAGCGCCACCACAAGCACUGGAACGGCGCCCAUGACGAUUUUGAAGUUUGGUUGGACAAGCAGUACCCCGUCUACUGGGCCGAGCUUGACGACCAAGGAAAUGGGUACUGCAGUUUCAGAACAGUCAACAAGGGGGUGUUUGUGAACGACCUGGGAAGACGCAAGGCUACGGGAUUGCCGUUCCAGUAUUCGGGUGUGAUUGAUCUGAAACUUGAGGGGGGCAAGAUUGUACAGGCGGACGAGUGGCUGAGGGUACCAUUCGAGGAUAGCGUUUCCCCGGAUAAGUAUAUCACUAUCUCGGAGGAGAGUUUGAAGGGCGUCAUGAGGAAGGACCUUCACAAGUCCGAAUAA